AUGGCCGAGGGCAAGGCGGGCGGCGCGGCGGGCCUCUUCGCCAAGCAGGUGCAGAAGAAGUUCAGCAGGGCCCAGGAGAAGGUACUACAGAAAUUGGGGAAAGCCGUAGAAACCAAAGAUGAACGAUUUGAACAAAAUGCCAACAACUUCUUCCAUCAACAGGCAGAGGGUUACAAGCUAUACAAGGACCUGAAGAACUUCCUUAAUGCAGUGAAAGUGAUGCAUGAAAGUUCUAAGAGAGUGUCAGAAACUCUGCAGGAGAUCUACAGCAGUGACUGGGAAGGUCAUGAGGAGCUAAAGGACAUUGUAGGGAACAAUGAUCUCCUUUGGGAAGACUAUGAAGAGAAACUAACUGACCAGGCUUUGAGGACCAUGGAAAACUAUGUUGCCCAGUUCAGUGAGAUUAAGGAGAGAAUUGCCAAGCGGGGUCGAAAACUUGUUGACUAUGACAGUGCCCGACACCACCUGGAGGCUGUGCAGAAUGCCAAGAAGAAAGAUGAAGCCAAGGUUGCCAAGGCAGAGGAAGAGUUCAACAAAGCCCAGAUUGUGUUUGAAGAUUUGAACCAGGAACUACUAGAGGAACUUCCUGUUCUUUAUCAUAGUCGUAUUGGCUGUUACGUGACCAUCUUCCAAAACAUUUCCAAUUUGAGGGACGUUUUCUUCAGAGAGAUGAGCAAGCUGAAUCACAAUCUCUAUGAGGUUAUGAGCAAACUGGAGAAGCAACAUUCCAACAAAGUCUUUGUGGUGAAGGGACUGUCAAGCAGCAGCAGGCGUUCUUUAGUCAUCUCUUCCCCAGUUCGAACCUCUUCGGCAUCCAGCCCUCUGACUUCUCCGACCAGUCCCUCUCCAUUUUCUGCAAAAAGUGAUAAGGAAUCUGUCUCAGCAAGUGAAGAAGAGUUAGUGCCUGAUCCAACCGAGGAAGAAGACAACUCUGAAGUCAAACAAGAGGAAACAGAGGAGGAAGAGUCUGAAAUAUGCUCCUCUUCCCCCUCCUCCUCCUCCAUCUCCCUACCUCCCUCCUCCACCUCCGAAGAAUCUCAGCUCCACAGUAGUGACCUGACCCAGGUCCAACCUUCUAUUCCGAGUGAGAGUGGAGAGUCCCAGGAGGAGGUUUUCUCUUGUUCCACAGCUCUCUCACCAGGCAAAGCACCGACCCUUUCAGAGCAGUCUUCAUCUGGGCCCGAAUUAGUUCUCCGAAGCCGCACUUCAAGCGAAGGAUCCAUGCAGAUGAAAAAGAGAUCCUCCGUCCAGAGAACCUCAGCACCCCCUACAAGGCCUCCUCCACCUAGAGCCACUCCUAGCCCCAGAACCUCCUGUGGAAAUAUACCUUCCACCCCUCCAGCAGAUGAAGGGGAUUCACCCAGAAGCCCAAGGGUGUUGUUGGGGACAGGGACCUUAAGUCCCUUAGAGGCCUCUCCUGAUACAGAGCAACCAGAGAAGCCAGCAAGAACUCCUGAGAUCAAAAAAGAGGAGAAUGCUGAUCAUCUGGACCCAGAACUUUGUACUUGCCCUACCUCUGCAAACUCUCAGAGCGAAGGUCCUCAGGUUCCUGUCUCUGUGGUUCCAGAAGAAAGCAGUGUCAUAGCACCUGAGCCUCAAGAAGAGAUAUCUGCAGCUCAAAGUACUGAACUCUGAAGAGCAACUGCUGUGGCCUCUGCAUACAUACACCUCUCCAGAGGAACUCCUCAGCCUGAGGGUGUAUAGGUCA
Molecule: messenger RNA, 1708 nt
Organism: Suncus etruscus (white-toothed pygmy shrew)
Lineage: Eukaryota; Metazoa; Chordata; Mammalia; Eulipotyphla; Soricidae
Gene: BIN2
Product: bridging integrator 2
Exons: 12
Coding region: 1-1635 (544 amino acids)
Biological process (GO): podosome assembly; phagocytosis, engulfment; plasma membrane tubulation
Cellular component (GO): plasma membrane; phagocytic cup; cytoplasm
Molecular function (GO): phospholipid binding; protein binding
Source: RefSeq, a predicted model, not a curated record